AUGUAUCUCACUCUUUUUUCAAUUAUUUCAUGGUUUUCAGUUGCUUGGUCACUUUCCAUUUCCUUUCCACCGGAUGGGAAGCCUACCGCUGCUCUCGAUACGCAAAUGGUAAAAUGGCAACGUGACGAGAACGAUCCAAACUCGCAAUUCGUCUUGCGAAAGAUCAAGCUAGAUUGCUCUCAAGGGCCCACUGUUGAGUCCACCCCAGUACCCAUCAUGAACUCGCAGAACAACCAAGGAAUGUCCCAAAUGGUAUUCAACAAAGCGGGGUUAUUCGAGAUUAUUGCAGUUGAUGAAAAGAACAAGCAGAACUUUUUCAAAACUGAAAUCACAGUGCUCCCCAAUCCAACUUUAAUCGCGACUUCAUCCCAGAGCUCCACUACGACUAACACUGUAUCUGGGUCAAAGUACGUUUAUCUACGACCUAUAUCUUCUUUCCGUUUUAAGGGGACGAAUAGGGAUAUGAUGUACAACCCUUUGUCCUCGAAGGCAUCGCUUGUCACAGUCACUAUCACAUCUUCAACAUCAAGCGCAACAGCUCCAGAUGAUUCCACAAAAAUGACCACCCCUGCUAAGUCGAACGUAGAACCGACCAAUGGCACUGAUACUGCUGCUAUUAUUGGCAGCAUUGUAGGUUCCGUGGUACUUGUUUUUCUCAUUGGUGUCAUCCUUCUAUUUCUUCGUUAUCGCACGCGUCGCCGGACGAUAGAAUUUUCUCAAACGAAGAUGGUUCGUGACUAUGUCCCAGACAUGGUGGAAGGUAGUACAUGGCGUAUCAGCGAUAGCGAAAGGGACUUGAUUGAUUACUCUUCCGAGUCUGCUUCUUUUCCUCCAGCUCGCAGAAACACGUUAAGGCCCCAAGAUUCAGUCUCGAACAUCCAUGAACGUUAUGUCCCUCAGAUUCUUCCACCAAUUCCUGCCGCACGACCUGUUUCCAGCAGCGAACCUGACUCGGCGACGAGUACGAGCUCAAUUCGUCGAGCCCGAGACACAGAGAGAAAGACACCGAGUAUUUCCCUUAGUAACUUAUCCUCUUCUAAUGGAAGUACUGGUACCGGGUCCCUCUUCCCCAUUCCUGUACUUCCACCUCGUCCGCGAACUGAUAGACAAAUGUCCAUUGAGGAGGAUAUUCAACAGCUUCAGGCAAGGAUGUUAUUCCUUCAGGGAAAUGGGAAUACCUCUCCAAUUGGAUUGGAGAAAGAAGAGGAGCUGAAGAAAAUUUAUAGGAAGGUGGAAACGUUGAAGAAACUCCAUGAGUCAAAGUGGGCGUUGGGCUUGACAAAUGAAAUGUCGCUCUAA
This is a messenger RNA of Lentinula edodes (shiitake mushroom), 1299 nucleotides long. RefSeq lists its product as uncharacterized. Lineage: Eukaryota; Fungi; Basidiomycota; Agaricomycetes; Agaricales; Omphalotaceae. The transcript has 6 exons. Bases 1 to 1299 code for a protein of 432 amino acids. The record is from RefSeq and is a predicted model, not a curated record.